GGCGUCUAUUUUUAGAUACGGACUCCUGUGCGUAAUGCAAAGUCAUGUUUGCAAAUAAUGCUAAGUCAUCACUUGUGCGGACCUGCAUAUGAACACAAAGCCCUGUAAACAUCAUCAGCGGACGUGCAGGGGCAGUGCUUGAGUUCUGAACGAUGGUGUCGGUGUUGCAAGUUGCUGUGGUGGUGUUGGGUGUUGCCAUUGCAGUGUUCCUAUUCUACCCUCCACCUCCGUUUUCUCAAAGACUGUUGUCAUGGAAACAGAGAGGCAAACUAUACAAACAUAAUGACCUGGAGGUAUUCUAUAUUGAUGAGGCAGGCAGUGGGAAAGGAACCGUCUUCUGUCUACAUGGUUUCCCAACAUCCAGCUAUGACUGGAUCAAGAUUAUGCCAUACCUGAAGGAUCAGUUUGCUCGUGUUGUCCUUGUGGACUUCCCAGGCAUGGGCUUCAGUGAGAAACCGGGAGACUACAACUAUUCCGUAUUUGAUCAUGCAGACGUGGUAGAAGGGCUGGCACAAUCCUUGGCAAUUUCCUCAACACACAUCCUGGCACAUGACCUUGGCGACACGAUAGCACUGGAGCUUGUUGCAAGAUACAAGGAAAGACUGGAGAGAUCGGAGACAGGGCUGGUCCUGACAUCAUUAUGUUUGACCAAUGCUGGACUCUUCCCAGGGAAAUUCUAUCCACGACUAGUUCAGAGGGUUUUUCUGAUUCCGGUUAUUGGCAGAAUCGCAGCAAGAUUUUCGUUUUUCUGGCUCUUCAGAAACGGAGGAUUCGGAGAAGUAUUUGGAACCAAGCCGACGUAUGAAGACUUUGAGGAUUUCUACGCUGCUAUCAGAUACCGAGAUGGUAAUAAUGCUCUGCCAGGUGUUCUUCACUUUAUCAAGGAGAGAUAUGAAAAUGAAGACAGAUGGGUUCAUGGCAGUCUAAAAGCAUCACCCAUUCCAGUGCUGAUGGUGUAUGGCCCUGCUGACCCAGUCAAUCCUUCCUCGGUGUUUCCAGAUCAGUUCAGGAAAAUCGUACCUCAACACAAGCUGGUUGUCCUAGACAAAAGCAUCGGCCAUUUCCCAAUGUGGGAGGACCCGGACAAUACAGGAAGGAGUUAUAUAGAGUUUAUUAAGGGGCUGAGGUCCAACAAGCCCAAACAUUGAGGGGUUAUAUCAUAAUUCAUUUGACAAACAAUAAAAAGAUUCCCCUUUUCUUGCCAAAUAUAUGUCAAAGUUAUUGAUAUCAGAUGUUUUAUGAUCACUCUGAUUCAAAACCCUGUCUGUCAAGACCCGAGAGGUAUACACUUGAGGGGUGUUUGGCAAUAAAACGGGUGUCCUGGUGUGGCCAUGGAACAAACAACAAGUAAAAUAACAUGCAUGUUAUUGGUGUUGAAACAGUGAUUGAGUGCAGUUAAUCUUACAUGGAAUGUCCAAACAUUGAUUGUGUCUUCCAGAAAAGAAAUAUCAGCUAAAUUCAGACAUGUGUCAAGUUAUUUAGUUUCAAUCAUUUCAACCAUACGCUUUUACAUCAGAUUGCACUUGCAGUGGGUAUUAUGUGCGUCCAUUUACGAUUUUGUUGCAUAUAAUAUGUAUCUAAAGCCUCCAGGGACUUCUCCCAUGCAAGGGGUUUAGCUGGCUGUAAAGGUCACCCUUGCUGAACUGGGCUGGAGUUAUGACGUUAAAUUUUGGCCGGAAUUACGAGUCUAUGUGUAGUCAAAUCAAACGGCGUCUGCCGUGCAGUUUUUAGUCGAUUGCAGGAUUUUCAGAGCAUUUUUACACAUAGCUUGGCGUCAAGGCAUGUUCAAAAUCUCUCCAUGUUUUGUAAUCAAGGUGCUCAAGUGAUUUGAUGCACAUCGCAAGGUGAGAACUAUUUUAUUACAAUUAAGAUCUUGAUUAUCGUUUAGAUCGUCUUGACUUGGUGCCACCAUUUUGUUUGGAGCAAAUGCAAGUGAUAUGAGAGGUGGAAUCGGAUUGGUCAAUAAGAGGGACAUAACUUAUAAUAGCCACUGGUGGCGCUACGAUCGAGCACUAAAUUCCAGCCUUGUUCGGCAAGGGUCGAAACUGGACUUAGAUAAUCUAUUUUGGUUUCUAUAUUUCAGCAUGAGUAUGCCACUCAGGAUACAAAGGCAAAUGUAUUUCAGCUUCUGAAAGGGGAAUAUAUGGUAAAUAGUGCUUCUUCGUUUCCCAGGUGUCUUGUUGCGCAGUGCUUUGUUUACUCAAAUGAAGGGUUAUCUCCCUUGAUUACAAUUGAUUUGUGCUUCUCUUCGAUACCAACAGUUUGUGAAUCGUUCAGUUGUCAUGGUUACAUAUGACAACUACAUCAUUGAAAGAGGAUAACAAUGAGUUUUCCAGUUGAACUUCGUUAUCUCAAAUAGGUAGAUUUGUGUGAUUGUUUUUGAUGAACUCAACCUGCUUAUUUUGUUGUUUGUAAUGAGUUGCAAAGUAUUUCGUUUUAUUGUAAUUGCAGACAUGUGAUAUACAUUUAUAAAUGAGCCUUAAUUGCUCCCUUAUUAAUUCAUCAGAUUUACAAUGAUUGUUUUAUAUUUUUUAUGUUUACAUAAACAAGAAUAAAUCAUUCAAUAUUUUAGCACA
Messenger RNA from Haliotis rufescens (red abalone), 2576 nucleotides. Its product is annotated as mesoderm-specific transcript homolog protein-like. The record is from RefSeq and is a predicted model, not a curated record. Bases 153 to 1148 code for a protein of 331 amino acids. The transcript has 12 exons. Gene Ontology annotation, molecular function: catalytic activity. Lineage: Eukaryota; Metazoa; Mollusca; Gastropoda; Lepetellida; Haliotidae.